Molecule: messenger RNA, 565 nt
Organism: Umbelopsis ramanniana AG
Lineage: Eukaryota; Fungi; Mucoromycota; Umbelopsidomycetes; Umbelopsidales; Umbelopsidaceae
Exons: 4
Coding region: 18-380 (120 amino acids)
Cellular component (GO): membrane
Source: RefSeq, a predicted model, not a curated record
CGUUUAUCUUAUUCAUUAUGAUUGCUGUCAUUCUUGAGAUUUUAAUCGCAUUGUUAUUUCCGCCCGCCGCAGUAGCCAUGAUCACUGGCUGUGGACCUGACCUGUGUAUUAACAUAUGUUUAACCAUUCUUGGCUAUUUACCUGGUCACGUCCACGCCUUUUGGAUUAUAUGGCGUAAGUAUGAUGCGGAAGAGAGAGCGGGAUACCAUCGAGGAUUUCCAGGACGCAACUACGGUUCUCUCGAAAGACAGCCACAACCUCGCCAGCAGCAGGCAAAUUAUCAGGCCCCUCCUCCACCACAACAACAAAACCCUGUCGCACCUCCUCCUCAAAACCAGCCAGUGUAUGAUAACAAGCCUCCAGCUUAUUCCAAGAACUGAACGGAAGGAUAAUAUGCCAUAAUAUCUAAAUAAGUGAAAGUCAAUAAACAAGGUUCUACAUGGAAGUUUAAGAACAUUUCUAUUUCAUGAUCCAUUGAUGUACAAAUGUGGUAGCCGGUUUCUAAAAGACCGGCAAGGGAACGGGCAAAAGAAAAACUAACAGCCAUCCAAGGGGGUAUUUUCAU